AUGGCCCCGAAAGACAUCCCCAAGUUCACCAAACACAACCUCCGGACCAUCCGCCAUGCGCCCCUAUCCGAGAUCUCAGGCGCCCUGGGCGACCUCGGCACCCUCCUUCCGCUGAUGAUCGCCCUUGCCCUCCAGGGUUCCGUCUCCCUGCCCAGCACGCUCGUCUUCUCGGGCCUCUUCAACAUCGCCACCGGUGCCGCCUUCGGUCUUCCGCUGCCGGUCCAGCCGAUGAAGGCCAUCGCCGCCGCAGCCCUGGCCUCACACGCCAGCCAACGCGACACCCUCGCAGCGGGCGCUUUGGUCGGCGCAGCCGUCCUGCUCCUCAGCGUGACAGGCCUCCUUCGCCGGCUUGCCGUGUGGACGCCGGUGCCCGUGGUUAAGGGCAUCCAGUUCGGCGCGGGCCUCUCGCUCGUCCUCUCCGCCGGCUCCGGCAUGCUCGCGCGCCUGGGCUGGGGCGCCCACAACCCUCUCGACAACCGCGUCUGGGCCCUCGCCGCGUUCCUGCUGCUCAUCCUCACGGCCCGCGCCCCGCGGUUCCCCUACGCGCUGGUCGUCUUCGUAGUUGGUCUGAUCCUCGCCGUCGUGGCUGUCGCGACUUCCGCGGGUGCCGGCCACGGACACCUGCCGGGCUGGGAGGUCUGGCACCCUUACACCAUCAUCCCCGGGUUCGGGAGUGCUGAAGCCUGGUCCAUGGCCAUCGCACAGCUGCCGCUUACCACCCUUAACUCGGUCAUCGCAGCCGCGGCACUAGCAUCCGACCUCAUGGGCCCCACCUUCCCGGGCAGCACGCCGACCGUGACGGAGCUGGGCCUCUCGGUGGCGGCCAUGAACCUCUUGGGCUGCUGGUUCGGCGCCAUGCCCGUGUGCCACGGCGCGGGCGGGCUGGCGGCGCAGCACCGGUUCGGCGCCCGCAGCGGCGCGAGCAUCAUCCUCCUCGGGGCGCUCAAGCUAUUCCUCGGCCUCUUCCUCGGCGCCACGCUGCUGGACCUGCUCGGCUCGUUCCCCAAGUCGAUCCUGGGCAUCAUGGUCGCCGCGGCGGGGCUCGAGCUGGCGCGCGUCGGGCAGAGCCUCAACCACGGGGCGCCCGACCUGUGGGAGGAUAGUAUCUCGGCCAACGCAGGGGACGGCGGUGGCCUCGGCGGCGUCGGCCGCGUGGUGAAGAGGCACCGGGAUAUCUCGGACGAGGAGAGGCAGGAGAGGUGGACCGUCAUGCUGGUCACGACCGCCGGCAUACUGGCCUUCAAGAACGACGCCGUGGGGUUCAUCGCCGGCGUGCUGACGUAUGCCGCCUACCAACUGUCUCACACCCUCGAGAGGCGGCGCGGGGCGGUCGGCGAGAGGCAGCCCUUGUUGAGGUGGCCUUGA
Molecule: messenger RNA, 1365 nt
Organism: Diaporthe citri
Lineage: Eukaryota; Fungi; Ascomycota; Sordariomycetes; Diaporthales; Diaporthaceae
Exons: 2
Coding region: 1-1365 (454 amino acids)
Biological process (GO): molybdate ion transport
Molecular function (GO): molybdate ion transmembrane transporter activity
Source: RefSeq, a predicted model, not a curated record